Molecule: messenger RNA, 2917 nt
Organism: Pseudogymnoascus destructans
Lineage: Eukaryota; Fungi; Ascomycota; Leotiomycetes; Thelebolales; Thelebolaceae
Gene: SLM5
Product: asparaginyl-tRNA synthetase
Exons: 3
Coding region: 718-2250 (510 amino acids)
Biological process (GO): asparaginyl-tRNA aminoacylation
Cellular component (GO): mitochondrion
Molecular function (GO): asparagine-tRNA ligase activity; ATP binding
Source: RefSeq, a predicted model, not a curated record
GACGAAGGAAAGGUGGUCAGAAAUGACAAAUGAAGGGGUACUAGAGAUUCUGAAUUCUGACAAGGAGAGGAAUAUAUAUUCCGAGGCGGACAUAUACUAUUAUGUGUGGGACGACAUGCGAUAGGUCCAAAUAACCCACCAGUGCGUUCCAGAUCUGUCACAUCCCAAAUCUGAUUCUGAUUCAGAUCUCGAUCUACCCAAAUUAAACAUGACUCGGUUGCUGCUUGAGCCUUGCAUGAUGCAGCGGAACCGCCCGCCGCCGGCUCGAUACGCGGAAGGUCUGUUUCGAGUAUCCCAGACAGAACCAGCCAGUAGAGUCGAGAUCGGUAGCAAGGGAGAUGAUAUACCGGAGGGAUAAUAUGGAAUCAGCAAUGCGUAAAUAUGCACAUUUUUUCGGGUGGGUAGGACAGCAUAUCACGAUCACGGGAAUCGAGGGUGACAUGGCGGCAUUUGAUAUGAGAUUGUUAUGGGCAAAAACUUGACCUGUCGCUUAGCGCGAGGCUGCGAUCGCUCUCUUGCUGGACCCUCAACCGCGAUCCGCGUAACGCAUAUCCCAAAAGAAAAAUUAUUGUCGCAAAAAGGGGUCGGAGCAGUGACUCCCAAUCUGACCUUUAUCCACCGCUUUUUUUCUGCUUGCUGUCGCGUACAGGUAACAGGAGCACAGCGCAUCUGCCCUGUGACGUACCAACUCGAACCCUCUGCAAGUCGUUCACCAUCAUGCCCGUGGCCCAAAGGGGGCUCCAACGGUGCCUCCGACUCGGCGCCCACGGUAGGGCACAGCAUCGAUUCCACUCCUCAGCCCCCUCGCCCACCGCGUCUCCGCUCUCAGUAGCCAAACUCCUCGCCACGCCGGCCGAUGACGGCGAGAGGCAGGUUUAUGGCUUCGUCCGCUCGAUACGGAAGCAUAAAACACGUGCCUUUGCCGCCAUUGGGGAUGGCUCCAGCCUCGAAUCCCUCCAGGCGCUCUUGACGCCUGCACAAGCUGAGAGCCUCACUACUGGCGCCGCCGUCCACCUCACUGGCCAGUGGACCGCCUCUCCCGCCAAAGCCACCCAAGCCAGCGAGCUGCACGUGAACGCCAUCGACCUCCUCGGCGCGUCAAACGCCACCACCUACCCUCUGCAAAAGAAGUUUCAAACCGUAGAGUACCUACGCACCCUCCCGCAUCUACGCGCCCGCCUACCCUCCAACGCCCUCCUUCUCCGUCUCCGCUCCCGCGCCAUCGCGCACCUCACCACCUUCUUCGCCUCGCGUGAGUUCACGCAGACGCACCCUCCCAUCCUGACGUCGUCGGAUUGCGAGGGCGCGGGUGAAGUAUUCGGCAUCAGCACCGCAGCGGAAUCUCCCAGCGAUUCUUCCGCCUCGGCAGCGAGCGGGGAGCCAGCCGCCGCUCCUGGCAGUGCAGCGGUGCCGUUUUUCCGCACGCCGAAAUACCUGACCGUCUCAUCGCAACUUCACCUUGAGGCACUCGCGCAGGCCGUCGGCGGGGUAUGGACGCUCUCGCCUACAUUUCGCGCCGAGCGCAGCGACACUGCGCGUCAUUUGAGCGAGUUUUACAUGCUCGAGGCGGAGGCGACGUUCGUGUCCUCGCUUGAUGAGGUUAUGGAUCUCGCGGAGGACAUGAUACGCAGCGUCACGCGGGGCCUGAACGAUAGCACUAUCGGGGAGGAAGUGCUGCGCGGGCAUCGGCGCGAGGGCGAGGAAGGGAUAGACUUAGAGCGGCGGUGGAAGGGGAUUCUAGAGGGUCCGUGGCCGCGGAUCACGUAUACGGAGGCCAUUGAUGCGCUCGUCGCGAGCGGCGAGGCAUUCGAACACUUUCCCGUCUGGGGUGCGGGUCUACAGGCCGAACAUGAGCGCUUUCUGGCGCGGGAAGUAGGAAAACGGGGCCCCGUGUUCGUCACCAAGUACCCGGCUGAUAUAAAGCCAUUCUACAUGCUUCCCUCCUCGACCUCCAGAGCUGGAGAGGACAGGCAAACCGUCGACUGCUUCGACCUCCUCCUCCCCGACGUCUGCGAAGUCGCCGGCGGCUCUCUACGUGAACACAGCCUCGAGCCUCUCCAGGCCGCGAUGCGCACGCACGGCGUGGCGGAGGAGGGGAUGGAGUGGUACACUGACCUGCGGCGGUGGGGGAGCGUGCCGCACGGCGGGUUUGGGGUCGGUUUCGACCGCCUGCUCGCGUAUCUAGGCGGUGUGGGAAAUAUUCGCGAGGUGGUUGCUUUUCCGAGGUGGGUGGGACGGUGUGAGUGUUAGACGAUUAAUAAGUUAAGGGGAGGAGAGAAAGGGGGGGGGUGAGGGGUGAUGCUAUACGAGCGGUGGAAGGUGGGUUUUCGAUCCCUCGUCCGCGCCAAUCAUCCCCACUUCGCUCAGCGGCGAAGGAUUUGAGCUUGCAACCGUACCAGACCGCUCAUCUAUCUUCCUUCCUUGGUCGCUUUCUUUUCAUUCCUUGCGGAAUCACGACAACGCACCGGCCUUACUGUAUAAAUACACUCGACGCAUUUUCGAGCCUGUUGCGGCUGCCUUGUCGGAAGGAGCGCGGUGACCUCAUCUCAUUCACCCGCCGGCGUCUGCUCAAUCUCCUUUUUGAUAGUGUGUGAGAGGGAGAUUAGAGUAGGAUGCGUGGGUGUUGGUGUUUGUAUUUUUUUUGGGAUGGGUUGGUUGGUUGGUUGUUGGUGGAUUAUUUUACAUUGGCUAUUUUACAGUUCGUGGUUCUAUUGAAUAUGGAAGCUUACAUUUUUUGUUACGUUGUAUUGUAGAGUACUUCCAAGGGAAGUACAGUUGGGUCAAAUAAGUGUUCGUCGCUCCGAAGAACCACAACCAUAAAAUCAAUCGUAAAUAACUCAACCACAACGCUUUGGAAUUGAAUAAAAAUUGAAAUGUACUAUAGCUAGAGUAAUAUAGAUUAAUAUUUAAUACUACC